CUGGACGCAGUUGUGACGGUGAAACGCAGUCUCAGAGUGAACGUGUCCUUUGACAGCACUGAAACAGUUAAUGGUAGUUAGCGACAGUUGCUCUGACAAAUCCUUGGAGGAGUAACAAGUGUUGACUUAUUCGGAAGUUUGUAUGCAGACGUGAAAUUCAACUUUAUUUUCGCAUUUUUAGUCGUUCUUGAAGUACUAUUUUUUUUUUCUAAAAAAACAUAAUUUUUUCAUCUUUUAACGAACUUUGAAUUCUUGCCUCUUUGGGCACGAGAAUAAUCUAAGAUGUGUUAAAGCGGAGCGAAUAAGAAGGAAAUCGUCAGAAUGACAGAGCCAGGAGAGCAGACAGUAACUUCAGACAGUCCGUCAGGUGAGAGUAGCGGGGACGCUUUGGAGCAUCUCCCAGCCAUCAACCGUGGAGGACCACAGAACGGCGGAAGGGGGCGCCAGAGAGCAGAGAAGCAUCAGCGCCGGGCGGGGAACUGCGAGGAUAUCAACACAGACAAGUUAUGGCGAAUGAAAGGCGGACGGAGGGAGGUGUGUCCCGCUUCGGCAGCCGGAAACGAACUUUCCAACUACUCGAAUGCAAGCAAGCCUCACGAAAAUGAUGCUUUUCUCGAUGGUGACCACGAUCGACCAGAGAGAAAGGGAGGACCCGGCCCCCUGCAGGAGGCUUUUAACCGGGCGGGGGUUGAGAAUGUGCUCAUCGACUCCGACACCGGCUUAGAAGCACGGCUGGGUAAAAAGAGGCACCGGCGCAGGACCUCUAAGAAGAAACGUCACUGGAAGCCUUAUAACAAACUUUCUUGGGAAGAGAAGAAGGCUCUGGAGGAGAGGGAAACCGCCAGGGCUUCCAGGAUGAGGGAGGAGAUGUUCGCCAAGGGGCUCCCGGUCGCUCCCUACAACACCACCCAGUUUCUGAUGGACGAGCACGACCGAGAGGAGCCCGACCUCAAUACGGAGAGCGGGCUCAGGCGGCCCUGUGGGGUCGGCGGCCGCAUGGAGGACACUGGGAGCGAGGAGGAGCUCUGUGACAAUGAGGAGGAAGAAGACGAUGACGGCAGCGGAGGAGGAGGAGGCAGCGAUGGGAUCGGGAGGCCCGGGAACGCAGGUGGGGAGUAUCUCCAGAGGGACUUUUCCGAGACCUAUGAGAUGUACCACGUAGAGAGUCUGCAGAACAUGACGAAGCAGGAGUUGGUGCAGGAGUACCUGGAGCUGGAGAAGUGCAUGUCCCGCCUGGAGGAGGAGAACAACCGCCUGCGGCGCGCCGUGGAGCCCGGGACCGGGGGGGAGAACUCUCAGGUCCGGCUCCGGGAGAUGGAGCUGGAGCUGGAGAGACUGAGAGCCGAGAACACAGAGCUGCUCCUGCAGAGCCAGCCCACUAAGGAGAGUGGGCAACUUACCACGAAGUAAAAAGACUAAAUUCAUUCAAAGAGGUAAAAAAAAUAAAUGGAAAAAUAUUGGACUACUGUUCGCUUUUUUGUUUUUGUUUU
Messenger RNA from Cyprinodon variegatus (sheepshead minnow), 1490 nucleotides. It is a transcript of the gene hexim1, whose product is annotated as protein HEXIM-like. The record is from RefSeq and is a predicted model, not a curated record. The transcript has a single exon. NCBI's taxonomy places the organism in Eukaryota, Metazoa, Chordata, Actinopteri, Cyprinodontiformes, Cyprinodontidae. The coding region runs from base 322 to 1410 and encodes 362 amino acids. Gene Ontology annotation, molecular function: cyclin-dependent protein serine/threonine kinase inhibitor activity; 7SK snRNA binding. Gene Ontology annotation, cellular component: cytoplasm; nucleoplasm; nucleus. Gene Ontology annotation, biological process: negative regulation of cyclin-dependent protein serine/threonine kinase activity; negative regulation of transcription by RNA polymerase II.